AUGACGCAUUCGGCUGGCAGUCCAACAGGGGAGGUUGCCAUCGAGAUCCCAUCUAGACCCUCCAAUUUGAAGGAAGACGAACCUAAGCCUGCCAAGAAGCAGUCCGAAGACAAGCAUGAUGAGCGCAAAAAGGGUGCUCUAAAGGGGCAGCCGCCAGAGCCACCCCCUGCCCCCGUUGUCGCCGAUGCUGUCCCUGGAGGGGUGAUCUUACAGCCCCUUCCGCCCCACGAGCACGUCUGGAGCCGCCCGGUCCCCGACCCCAUCGCCUGGGUCUUUUGCGUAUUCCUCUUCCCGAUCGGCCUCCUUGCGCUUUUGCUCUGCCAGCAUCGACAUUGCGUCUUGUGCGGAGUGGUGAAAGAGGAGCGCACGUUCUGCGGCUGGGAUCCUGAUUAA
Molecule: messenger RNA, 393 nt
Organism: Klebsormidium nitens
Lineage: Eukaryota; Viridiplantae; Streptophyta; Klebsormidiophyceae; Klebsormidiales; Klebsormidiaceae
Source: the annotation of a GenBank genome assembly